UAGUUAAUCGACUAAAUGUGCCAAUCUAAUUUUUACUGUUGCAUCACAAUUGUCUUUGGUGAAUAUCCGGUAGCCAUAUUGUUUUAAAAAGUUAUCCUUUUCCGUUUUGUUGUCGUGAAAAUGACGGGCUUUAGCAAUAAGGCCAUAGUGAUCGAUGGCCGUGGCCAUCUGCUCGGCCGCCUGGCCGCAGUCAUUGCUAAGGUCCUGUUGGAAGGUAACAAAGUCGUGGUCGUGCGAUGUGAGCAGAUCAACAUCUCUGGUAACUUCUUCAGGAACAAAUUGAAGUUCAUGUCAUUCCUUCGUAAGAGGUGCAAUGUGAACCCCGCUCGUGGACCUUUCCACUUCAGAGCACCCUCCAAGAUCCUGUGGAAGACUGUCAGAGGCAUGAUUCCACACAAGACUGAGCGUGGAAAAAGCGCGCUGAGAAGGCUCCGUGCGUACGACGGUUGCCCACCGCCAUACGACAACCGCCGUCGCGUGGUUGUGCCUGCCGCUCUCAGAGUCUUCUGCUUGAAGCCUGGCCGCAAGUACUGUCACGUUGGCCGCUUGUCCCACGAAGUCGGCUGGAAAUACCGUGACGUUGUCCGCAAGCUUGAGAACAAGAGGAAGGUUAAGUCUGUCAAAUUGAUGGCCUAUGAGAAGAAGCUGAAGAGGAUCACGAAGGAAUCCGGCGAGAAGGUUGCGAAGACGACAGCGCCGUUCACCGCAGUCAUCCAAUCCUAUGGAUACAAUUAGGAUUAAGAAAAUCUAAAUAUAAUAAACCUUUGGUUGCCCAAAA
Helicoverpa zea (corn earworm) is the source of this 778-nucleotide messenger RNA. RefSeq names its product 60S ribosomal protein L13a (gene RpL13A). NCBI's taxonomy places the organism in Eukaryota, Metazoa, Arthropoda, Insecta, Lepidoptera, Noctuidae. The coding region runs from base 121 to 735 and encodes 204 amino acids. Gene Ontology annotation, cellular component: cytosolic large ribosomal subunit; ribosome. Gene Ontology annotation, biological process: negative regulation of translation; translation. The record is from RefSeq and is a predicted model, not a curated record. The transcript is spliced from 6 exons. Gene Ontology annotation, molecular function: structural constituent of ribosome; mRNA binding.